AUGUACCCAUCAAAGCAAGACACCGGUCAUGAGAUGAACCCAAAGUCACCACCGACCUUACAAGCCCCGGUGACCGGCUUUCCGGUUGGCCCCUCCAUGAACCAGCAUUACAGUGAGACUAAUGCUCAAUAUCCAAUUGAACAUGAACAGGAGCAGCACGGUCGUUGGUCCUCAGGCCUCUGUGACUGCUUCUCUGACAUCCCUAAUUGUUGCAUCACAUGUUGGUGCCCGUGCAUCACUUUUGGACAGGUUGCUGAGAUUGUAGACAGAGGAACAAUACCUUGUGCUGUAAGUGGAGCAAUUUAUGGAGUACUUUUAUGGCUUACUGGUUGUCCUUGCAUAUACUCGUGUUUAUAUCGGACUAAAAUGAGGAAGCAGUUGAUGUUCGAGGACAGACCUUGUAAUGACUGUUUGAUUCAUUUCUGUUGCGAUGCUUGUGCCCUAUGUCAAGAGUACAGAGAGCUCAAACAUCGUGGAUUUGAUAUGACCAUCGGAUGGGAAGGGAAUGUGCAGAGACAAAAUGGUGGAGUGGCUAUGGCUCAAUCAGCACCAGUUGUUGAAGAAGGCAUGAAACGAUGA
Dovyalis caffra is the source of this 579-nucleotide messenger RNA. The record is from the annotation of a GenBank genome assembly. NCBI's taxonomy places the organism in Eukaryota, Viridiplantae, Streptophyta, Magnoliopsida, Malpighiales, Salicaceae.